This is a messenger RNA of Ascoidea rubescens DSM 1968, 1063 nucleotides long. RefSeq lists its product as uncharacterized. The transcript has a single exon. The record is from RefSeq and is a predicted model, not a curated record. Lineage: Eukaryota; Fungi; Ascomycota; Saccharomycetes; Ascoideales; Ascoideaceae. The coding region runs from base 210 to 767 and encodes 185 amino acids.
AUUGUCUCUGCAUCUCAAUUCUUUUAUUUUAUAUUUUAUUUUAUAUUUUUUAUUAUUUUAUUUUUUAUUAUUUUAUUUUAUUUUGUUUUUAUUUUUGUUUGUUACUUUACUUUUUUAUUUUUUACUUUUUCUCCAACUCAAAUGACUUCAUGAAUUAUGAUAGACCUAUCAUAUCUACCUUCUUCUAAUUUUUGACUCUAUAAGAACAGAUGACUUUAACUUACCAAUUCCUCGAAUUCACAAGUUGUUUUUCUCUUGCCUCGAUCAUCGACUAUAUCAUACUCUUCCGUUUUACCUAUCAUUAUAUUGUUUUUUUGUUUUCACAUUGUUUCUCUUUAAUAAAAAGUAUCUCUGAUCUUUGUUUAUCUUUCGUCCAAUGGCGCGUUCUCCCAGCUUUUAACUCUAACCUAAUCGCCCUGCUUUUCCACGCUCUGAUCUCAGCUCGAAAAGCGCACCUUCCCAUUUGCCCCCAGCCUGACUCUGCUGCCUCUGCUGCCUUCUUUCUUCGCGCUGCUGCCGCUGCUGCGUCUGCUGGGGGCCGAUUAGGUUUCUGUGGUCGCCCACCCAUAAUAUUCGCACCUUCCUCGCAAACACAGCUGCUUCUGCUGCCCAUCCUGCAGUCGCCAGGAGUGCGCAAACAGCUGCUGCUUCCUUUGGAGCAUGUUCACUCCUCCGUUGUUCUAAAAGUUGCCAUAUUUCUCAAGGCUGCUGUUUCCAUGGCCUCUUUUUCAGUCCAAAGCUUAUUUCUUCAACGAAGAUCCAUCUAAGUUUGCAUUCAUUCCCAGUGAUAGCUGAUACGAUCAUAAACUAUCGCCAUGCCUCUCUUUCGAAGGCCACAGAUAGAGCUCUGCUACCUGCCAGCACAUAUAAACAGCAGUAGACAAGCCUGGUGCAAAGUGUAGAAUCAAAACUAAGACAAUUUAGAAUUUAUUCAUGACCAACAGUUUUCUAUGGGUAUAUAAUUGACCAAAAUGCAGCUACUUACUAAAAAAACCCAUUUGCUGUGCCUGUUGGGCACCAUUGCCGAUUUUCAGUCAACAGCACCAACGUUACAUUAAAAAAA